Dermacentor andersoni is the source of this 1245-nucleotide messenger RNA. Its product is annotated as group 3 secretory phospholipase A2-like. Gene Ontology annotation, molecular function: A2-type glycerophospholipase activity. The record is from RefSeq and is a predicted model, not a curated record. NCBI's taxonomy places the organism in Eukaryota, Metazoa, Arthropoda, Arachnida, Ixodida, Ixodidae. Gene Ontology annotation, biological process: arachidonate secretion; phospholipid metabolic process.
GUAAGGAAUGAAGGCGUCACAGCAUUUUGAGCCCAGCCACAGAAUAGUCGUUAAGGAUGAAAUUGAGUUAAAGGUCUGCUGGAGAGCCUUGCAAAGGCAACCUCUUGACCAACUUGACAAAGCCCACAAAGACAUGUAGCCCUGCUUGCUUCGGCAGAGUCCUGAUAGUAUGCGAACAGGGAACGAAGAUUUCAGAAGGAGCAGUUGGAUGUUUUAACAGCUUGGGCUGCUCUACGCAGAAAACUUACGACAUCUGCCUGACAACGUGAUCGACUAAUGUAAAAACCGCUCUUUGGGAGGACAGUCGUAUGCUUGCUGAUAUUACACGCUGCAAUUGCUGGUGGUAAAAGCAUGAAAUUAUUCGAAAACAAAAGCCACCAUCCCGUAAGUGGCAUAGAAAACAUGGGAAGCCUCUUCGACUUCAUUAUGCAAGCGUAUGAGAUGGCUGACUUUACAUACAACCAAACGCUGACAACGAAGGUUGUGGCAUCGACAAAUGAAGACAACGUGACCUAUGUGACCUCGGAGCAAGUGAAAGAGAUUGCUACUGCGUUCCGGAAUAUCACUGUGCGGCACGAAAAUCAGGUCAAACAGGCAUCUUCGAAGACCAAUUGGGGGCCUAAAGCGUUUCGUCAACUGAAGCUACUCUCUUCUUGUGCAGCUGUUCUUAAUGACCACCUUAAAAGUCUAACAUCAGCGAGGGGCUCCAAAAAUCUCCUUAUUUUUCCAGGGACAAAGUGGUGUGGAAAAGGGAAUGUAUCGGAACAUAAAAACGACCUGGGUCCCCUGCGAGGCACUGACCAAUGCUGCCGCGACCAUGAUCACGCCGUAGAAUUCAUCGAACCGCUCUCCAAGAAGUACGGAAUAGUGAACACGCGCUUGUGGCCCAUGACGAACUGCGCUGACGACCAGAAAUUUUAUGACUGCCUGUUGAAUGAUGACAGUGACAGCAACCUGAUGUCGGCAUGCGUCGGAACGAUAUACUUUAACGUACUUGGCGCCCAAUGUUUCAAGCAAACGUACACUGUUACUUGCGUAAAGUAUAAAAGACGGCUUCUUCACGAAACGACGUGCCGAAAAUUCAAGAUUGAUGCAUCAAAACCAACAUGGAAAUUGUCGCAUGCAAAGGACUUCCUUGGUGCCUACCUCGUGAAGUAUUAAUAUGAACCGAUGUACCAGGGUGUAAGGAAAUAAAAAAAGUAAAUAAAUAAGUAAAUGAAUGAAUAAAAGUACGUGGCUGUGAAA